AUGCAGACAGAAGGGGGCACAUGCCACUAUUCAGGGUUAGCCAUGGCGCAAGAAGACCAAUCGAAGUUUCAGACUCUGGCUCGGAAUCUCAAAACCGUCGUUCAGGCACCACUGGAGUACGAUGUUGGGAUUCCUGGCGAAGCCGAGACAGAGGCGGAGGCCGAGGAGCUGCAGAUCUUCGAUGCCCCCUGCGGCAAUCACGUGGGGAGGCUGCAGAUUACAGGCACCGUGCAGGGCUAUCCUGCAGGUGACUGGCUUCACCUCACGCGACAGGAAGUGGCACGUUUGCAGGAACAGGGGGCAUUGGAUUCCGACCUGCGAGAAGUAUGGGUGCGCUUGGAUCUUUGUGCCCCCAAGCGUGUACGAGUAUUCCCUCGCUGGGCACAGAUAGAUGUGGAAAUGGCCUACCUGGAGGCCCUCGAGUUUUCAUGGCCUGGAAUUCCCGGCGAGUUCGUGACAUACACAGUGCAAUGGAGGAGCAGCACAGAUGGCAUCCCCGACGAGAGCCAGGCAGAACCGGUCCAAGGUGUCCAGGAGGAGAUGCAGACGGAGGACGGUCCGAGGCCAGGCGACUUGGAGUGCACAUCGUCACGUGCGUUAGUGCACGGCCUGCCCCAGGCCACGUGCAUCCAGGUGCGAGUUCUUGCUAGCGUGACUGGGCCACAAAUCGACUUCGUGGAGCUGGAGAUACUGGGUCCCUGGACAGAGAUUCGGACGGCCUCGCCGCUGCCCGGAGAAGACGUGAAGGCUCUUGGAGAUCGUGACCUUCUCGGAGGCUACCGAGGUGGAUGCCUGCGAUCCUCGUGCAGUGGCUUCUUGGCUGCGACUACGCUUCACUCAACACAUGCUGAGCAAUGUCGCCGCUGCGGCUGCUCGUAUGAGGAGCAUAUAGAGCUCGAAGGAGAGCCUGUUCCAGUCAAGGAGGAGCAGAUCUCUGCAGGUGCGGACGCGCAGCAAGAAGCUUCCGAGGCGAACAAGAACCAGCCCGAUGCAUUUGAUCCUGACGGCUUCGUGCAGCAGGAGGAGCAGGACCAGGAGGAGGUUGAAUCUGUCCAGUCGGCAGCUGCCGAGAAUGCCAGCGAUAUGGAAGCGGAAGAGGAUGAUGACAGGAUGGGCGAGGAGCUUGUGCCAGAGAAGGAUCCCACGGAAGGAGAGGCGAGCACAGAGGCAGAUGGACGUUGCCAGGAGGAUGUGGAUGACAAUGACAAUGCCCGUUGGGAAGACUUCCUGGAAGCCGAAGAUGGCGAAGAUGAGCCUCAGGUGGAGGUGCAAGCCGACGUGGUCGAGGGCAUGGAGGACUUCACCGGGGCCCAGAUAAUAUCCUCGGUGGAGGCACCCGUGCAGUCAGACAUCCAGCCGGAGCAAGAAAAUCUUGUGGAGAAGGUGUUCUUCUCGCCGACAGCAAUCAACGUACUGUCCGCACCGUCCGCAUCGGCUUCUUCAAGAGGACUACUGGACUCAGGCACCAUGGUAUCUGGAUGCUUGAAAUCUGGGUGGUUGAAGCUGGACGAGGAGAGUAAGGAGCAGCUGCUCUUGGGCGGUGAAGCCGAAGCCUGGAUCUCAGUUGAGAGCUUGGUCGAGAAGGAAGCCAGGACCACAGAGGACGAGACGAAUGGCAGGGAGUACUCAUCCCGGCAAGCUGAGAAAUUGCUUGGGCAAGGCAUAGAGUAUCGUGCGAUGCGCGAGUUUCAGUGCUACUCCAGUCCAUCAGAACUUGGGGAGAACACGCAUGGAAUGGCAAUCAACCAGGGAGAAGCUUUAGUUGGCUAUCCCAGUCAUCACCAUUGGAUUCGCCUGGUGGCCUCGGAGACCAAUACUGAGUUCAUCUCGCACUGGGCCUGGGUCUUUCAAGAUCCUGGAAGUCCAGCGCUUGAGGCGUCCUGGAGCCGACUGAAAGUCUCCCAGACGCCCUCUGGUGUCCUGCACCUCAGCUGGCCUGGUCUGGCAGUUUCUCCAUUGAGUACGGUCUACUAUGCUCUGGAGUGGACCAAGCGUGGUGCAGACAUAGCGCUGGGCUGCGGUUUGACUCCCCGCCCUGAGUGUACACUCGUGACAUGUCCUGCGGAGAAACAGUUUCGAAUAAGUGCCUUCGUGAACGGCCAGGAGAGGAGUUUGCACAUCACGAGCCCCUGGCAGUCUGACUUUGUCGUGGAGCAGUGGCUGGAGCCGCCGAAAGAGGUGCAGAUGUCUGAGACGGCCGAGGCCCAGGAGGCGCAGCUGCAAGCGGAAGCUGAAGUCCCCGUCACUUCUCCGGAUGCGGCGGAAGCGGCUGAAGCAGUCGAAGACGAAGCCGCCUGCCCGAAGGAGCCUGAAAGCGUUGCUCCAGCUGAGAAGAUCAGCACAAGCGUUGACGCUUCGACGGAGCCUGCCGAAGGCAGUCACACCACGGAAGAUGAAGCAAGGACGAUGCAGCCUGGGCAGAGCUCCUGUUUUGAGGUAGUGCAUCGUGGCGGCGUUUUCCUUCGUGAAGCUCAGAGUAGUGAGUCUGCGUCGAAAGGUCGGCUGGCCUUUGGGCAACGCGUGUUCGGGGUUCUGAGUGGUGAGUGGCUCCAGGUUGAGAAAGACUCGCAAAACGAAGCGAUGGAGGGCCCCAUGUACGUGCUGGUGGACGGCAAGGACUGGGGCCUGGGAGCUCUCCUUGAAGAAGUGACGCUGGAAGCACCGGCGGAAGCGGCAGAAACGGAAGCAGUAGAAGCGGAAGCAGCGAAAGCGACGGAACCGCCGGGCUCGGAGCCUCAGCGACCCGAGCCUGAGCCUCAGGGCGAAGCGAGCCCAGGCAUGCCAAGCUCUGAGACCAAAAAAACAGGGCCUGCUCAAAAAGCUCGCCAAGCAGCCAUACGCCGUGCAGCUAUGGUUGCAGAGGAGGUUCUGGCGAAACCUGUUGAAUACGUUGUGGUAGCUGCAACACCAGCAUAUUGUGAGCCGGCACCACAGGCACUGCCUGCAGGAGGAUCAUUUCGUGCGGGACAGACGGUCAUGGGGUUUCCUGGCAAUGCCAGCUGGAUUCGGGUGGCGUCAGCGGACGCUGCAGGCGAGCGUUGGGCUCCGAUCAAAAGUGCUGGCUCUGCAAAGGAGGUUUUCCUGAGUCCUGCCUGGGCACAGCUGCAAGCUGAGGAAGUCUUCAGUGAAGCCUUGGUGGUGAGCUGGCCAGGUCUUGCAGCGCCCAAGCCCCCGUAUGUUGCGGCCUACAGCAUCGAAUGGAGGCUUACUCCGGGCGAGGAACUGCCCAUCGGCGCAGGAGACGGAGAAGACUUCAAGAAGAGUGGGUAUGCGCUCAGUCUCCAGCCACGUGCUACCCUGCAUGGGUUGCCUCCGGGCGCCGCAGUCCAACUGCGAGCUGGAGUUCGCGUGGCUGCACAAAGCGCUGGUCAAGCGGAUUUUCGGCUGAUGGGUCCUUGGCAAGAUUUUACAACAGGCAGCCCUUUAACUGAAGAGGAGGAGGCAGAACCAGCGAGAAGCAUCGAUCCCUUUGGUGCGGCUCGCGGAGGGUGCGAAAGUAGCCAAUGCCGUGGCUACGUAGCAGAUUUGGAUGCGAUGGCUUCGGUCGGUGCCAAUGCAAACUUCUUGGUACACAAAGCGAUUUGUGUGCGGUGCGGCAAGUCCUUCGAAGCUCACGAACGUAUCGAAGCGUCUGUCUCGGCAACACGCCGAGGCAGAGCGGCAAAAGUGCAGGUCGCGAAGCUGUCUGAGCCUAGCUCGGGUGGGCCUCCCGAGGAUGACGAGAACCUAAGAACCUUUGAGGUGGUGCAUGCAAUGGUCUUUGUCCGUGACCGUGCCAGCGUGAAGGGCAGGACGCUGGGCGUCCUCAAAUCAGGAGAACGUGUCCGGGGGUGGCGGCGUUCAGGGUGGCUGCAGUUGAGCCGGACCAGCUCGCUAGACGUCUCCAAAGAGAUUCGGGAUUCAUGGAUUCUGAUUCACGGCGCCGAAGUUGGGCUUGGCCAGCUGAUGCAGGAAGUGAACGAGACGGCCGUGGAAGUUGGCCGUGGUGGUGCCCAGGGCACAAAGCAGGUUGUCCCCGUGACCAAAGCCAACGGAGGCUCAAGUGCAGCGUCAUCUUCGAAAGCUGGCCAGAUGGCUUCUAUGGAGCAGGCUGCUAGAGACACUAGGUCUGUCCUAGAAGUGCCGAUCCAGUUCAGCGUGGUGGGUAGCGCUGACCUUCCGAUUCGGGCGAAGCCCUCCUCCGAAGAAGCACAGGUUGGCGCCUUGAAGCCUGGUGCUGCUGUGCUGGGGUAUCCCGUUGGCGAGUGGAUGAAGAUCGAGGCAUCCACAACAAGCCAGUGGGUACAAAUGCAAGAUCCAUCUGGGACGCACCUGGUGCAAUCGUGGUCUUUCCUUACUUUGGAGAAGGCCUUUCAUGAGGCCUUGCUGCUAUCCUGGCCAGGCCUGGCAGCGAAGGAGGCAACGCGCUACACCCUUGACUGGCAAGUUCAAGGUGGUGGGAGCGGCAAGCUGGAUGUCGAGCUUGGGCAGGCAACCACGCUGCUUCCAGGUUUGCCUCCGGGUUCAGCAGUGCGGGUGCGAGUACGUGCUGUGGUAUAUUCCGCGAGAGAUCCACUUGGCAUCAAGUUUCAAGGAGACUGGAAGGAGUUUCUUUGCAUUCAGAGCCAGACGGAUGGCGAGGAUUUGACUCCGGCAGACCCCGGCCUGGAUUUGAAGGAUUCAAAGGCAGCAGACCUCAUGCAGGAGGAGCAACGUCUCCAGUCUCCACCGGCUAAAGCAUCUACUGUUAAUGCCGUCGAGAAGUCACCGGCGCAGAGUGCGAGGUCUGGCCACGAGAGCCAAGCGUCGAGCACAAUGAGCAUGUUGUGGGGAAAGACCCAAGAGGUCACUUCGGGCCAGUUCCAGGUAGUUGUGGCGACGGUGUAUAUUCGGGGCGAGCCCUCCGUUGGUGGCAUACCGGUGGGAUUUGUGCAUAAGGGCACUGUUCUGUCGGGGCAGGUGCAGUCUGGCUGGCUUUGCCUGUCUGCGGAUUGCAGCAGACGGUUGAAGAUCUACAGCGACAAAAAGGCAUUUGUGGCCAUUGAGGGCCGUUUCGCCAAUCGUCCUGACUUGGGUGCCCUGUUGCAACGCGUGGAUGCAGAAACUGCCAACACUGCCAACGAGAGGCCGGAGGAUUCCGAUGUCGGGAAUGCUCGAAGCAUCGAGUCCUUGAGGCGCAGGGCGGAGCGCGCUUGCCAGGUCCUCAACUCGGAGCCGCUGCACUUUCAGGUGAUUUCGGACAAAGCCUCCGUGCGAGCAACCCCGGAUGUUCAUGCAACAACGACAUCAGCGCUUCACAAGGGCGAUCGCAUAAAGGGUUAUCCCUCGGGCAGCUGGCUCAGGCUCGCCCGAAAUGAUAGCAAGGGUGAAGGAUGGGUUCAAAUCGAGUCGUCGGGAGCUGAUUCCACGUUGUAUCUGGAGGCGGAGUGGUCAAAAGUGGAGGUGAAGCGAGCCUUCGUCGAGGCCAUAACUUUGGAGUGGUCUGGCCUUACCAUUGAGCAGAAGGUCACAUACGCUGUCGAGUGGCGUCCUAGUGGAGGCGGUGCAGGUGGUCACGCAGUCAGCAAGUCAAGCCGACUUCAUCUGACAGGGCUGCCGGCGGACGGAAAAUUUUCAAUGCGAGUUUUGGCUUGCGUGGCGAGCGACGAGCCGAAGGUGACGCCUUUGAGGCUCAACGGGCCCUGGCUCGAGGCUUCAAGCCUGCCUGCUUCAAGGAGGCCAGGUUGGUCCAGCCGCACAUCCGAGAGCAACCUGGACCCUUUGGGGCAAGUCCGUGCCGGCUGUCUGGCCAGCAAGUGCUCUGGAUACCUGGCCCCAGAGGAUUCUGCAAGCUACGUCAACGACCCCAAGGCGACGCUGUGCAGGCGCUGUGGAUAUGCCUUCCUCGAUCACCGAAGAGGAUUCUCAGGCGAAAAAACUGGGAAGUCGCAGCCACGAAAGGUUAAUGCAUCCGAGCUUCCCACUCGGACGGAGAAGGAGUCAGCGGCACAAGCACGCGACGGGGAGGCUCGGGGCGAAGCACGCAGAAGCUUCAUCGCCUGUUGGGUGGUCGAGCACCGGGCAGUUCUCAUUCGCUCCCAGCCCAGCGUCAAGGCCGAGAAGCUCGGCAUUGUCUGCAAAGGUCACGUCUUAAAAGGCUACGAAAUGGAAGGCUGGGUGAAGCUAACUCGCGAGUCCAGCAUUCAGGCAGGCAUUGCAGACGGCAGGGUCGCCUGGGUGCUCAUAGAUGGACAGGAGGUUGGCCUCGGCCUGUUGCUUCGGCCUCUGAAGCCAGGCGAGAAGCCAAGGAACGAAAAAGACACCAGAGAGGAGUCAGAUGAUGAAAAGUAUGGAGUAGCCUGGAGAUCCGAGGACAUCUACACAGGGGCGCUGGAGUUCGAAGUCCUUUUCAAGUCCGUAUCCGUCCGGAGGAGACCCAGAGUCACUUCCAAGUCCUUGGGGAUCAUCACCGAGGGCAAUCGCGUUUGGGGCUACGCCAAAGACAACUGGCUUCAAACUAACCGGAAGUACAGGCAGAAGGAGCAAGGCUGGAUUCGUAUUGAUGGAACUGAUCUGGGCCACGGGCAGCUUCUUCAGUGUACCAUGAUGAAGCCCGCCACCAUGAAGUGCUUCGCAGAGGCACUGCUGAUAAAUUGGCAGCCACUUCCGGCGAAGUCUGUGGUCUACACACUGGAAUGGAUGGCACAGGAUAAGAAGAAAAUCAAUGUGGCCGUGGAAAAGACGCGCCAUUGCGUUGGCAAGAUCGGUGCUUUGGCAGCAGAUUCAACAUUCUACGUGAGGGUGACCGCGCACAUCUUGAUCCCUGGCGUUGAUGCGAACAGUCCGAAGAGCGUUUGCGCAAAGGUGAGCAGCGACUGGGUGGAGGCGCAAACAGGAUCGGCCGUUGACGAAACGGAGGAAGCAGCAAUGACUUUUGAUCCGCUGGCAAAGAUUCGUGGAAAGUGUGGCGACUGCCAGCACUGUGCCAACUUCAUUCUGUCCAAGUACUCCUAUCUCAUGCGCUUAGACGAGGUACUUUGUCGCCGCUGCGGAUGCGCCUGUACGAGCCAUGAGAUCGUCGGGGAGUACGGGAAGUCGCGGGCGCAGUGGGCCAAAGACAACGAACGCAGGCAGCGAGAAGGCCAGCGCCGCCAGCAACAAGUCACGAAGCCAAAGCCGAUUAUGCCAGCGGAGCUGCCGUGCGUUCCUUGGCAGCCUGAUGAUGCACCAGUUGGCAAGAGCAAGGCACGGUAUGUCAUCGAGCAGGUGAAAAAGGCACGGAACUUGUAUGAGACCCUGGGCGUACGCCCAGCGGCAGCGGCGAAGGAUAUACGCAAUGCUUACCGUCAAAUCGCAUUGCGCAUCCAUCCAGACAAGGUCACAUCGGGUGGCAAGGAAGAAGAAGACUUGGUUGCACAUGCAGAGGCUGCCUUCAAGCUCGUGUCCUCGGCCUAUGAAGUUCUUGGUGACGAAGGCAAGAGAUCAUCGUACAACCACACGGCCAAGGCCAGCGGAAAGGCUGCGGCAGCGUCUUCAAAACCAUCAGGGCCAAGGACCACAGCCCCUGCAUCCCAGAGAGAGCAUUGGCCAGGAGGCUCGGGAACGUCUAAAGCAGAGGUGGUUCUCACCGUGUCCCACGCAGUCCAUGGCGAAGAGAUUCGCAUGUCGAUGAAUCGUGGGACGAGUGUUAUGGGCCUGAAGCGGGCCCUCUGCAAAAAAGUCAAACGGGGACCGCCGGAGUGCAUCGACAUCUGCGACAGCAGCGGAUGCGUGCUCGGAGAUGAUCAUCGCUUUGCCGAGAAUCAGGAGCUGCACUGCAUCGGCAUCUCGCUUGGCCCACCAAAGACUAUCGCGGUAGAGGUGAAGGACCAUCGGUCAGGAGCCAGGAUGCAGGUGGAGGUGCUGGACACUUCGAGCAUGGAGACAGUCAGAAAGAAGGUCGCCAGGGAGCUGAAGGUGAAGGAGAAGGAGCUGCAGAUUGGACAGCAGAAGAGCGCGGGCAAGUACUCCGCUCGUCGCUUCGAAGCUUUACCAAGCGAGGAGCUGCUGAAUGGCAGGAGAAUGCUCUACAUCCAUGGAAAUGGGGUUCUGAUUUACCUCAGCUUGGAGCAGGGCUUGCAGCUGCAGCGGGAGUUGAUCGUUGCAUACGGAGAGGCGAUCUUUCAGAAGAAGCUGGAAUCACUCUUGUCCGAGUACCCAAUGCCGGAGUCGAUCACCCAGAUGAAAUUCCGAGAGGCCUUCGGAAAGCUGGUCCGCGACGCGCAGAAGGCCACCCUGGCAAGGUGGGGCUUUGAGGGCGAUUUUGCGGCACAGAACAUGAUGACGGCCUUUGGCAAGGUGGCACAUACCCCAGAAGUGUAUGAGCUCAGCUUGGAGAUCGACAAGCUCCUGCGAAUCACAUCAGGAGGGAUGAUUGCAGCCCCUGUGAAGCCCAAGAAGGAGGCUCAGGCGAAGGCCACGGCGGCAUCUGACGCGAAGGAGAAGUCGGAGAAGCCGAAGAAUUCGAAGGUACCAAGCAAAAGUGGUCCCAAACCCCCGGUCGUCAUAACGGUACGGCAGGCAGUCGAAGAGGACAACGAGCCUCCGGCACCACUUUUGAAGGUCGCCGUCCCGGCAGAUGCCACGAUGCGCCGCCUUAAGCAGGCUAUUGCUGAGAAGCUGGGCCUGAAGCGCACGGCCUCCCUAAAGCUGGUAUUUCAUCUGGACUCUCGGUUGCGGAAAUCGAACAUGCCUGAGAGUGGCAUGACCUUUGCGUCUUUCAAAGACGACGAACUUAUCGGUUCGCGCCGAGAAGUCCUGCUGUUGGGAGCGGACCUCCGUGAUGUGGCAGAGGUUCGGGUGGAGCUGAGCGGUGUACCACAGCUCCCUGACGGAACGGUGGUUGUUUUCGUUUCGCAGUCCGCUACCUUGCGGGAGGUCAAAGAAGCAGCGGCACGCAAGCUGUUGGGCAAGGAGGCUGAAGAGCCGACGGCCGCCCGAAUCGCGGAGGUGACGUCAGCUGGGAUGAUGGCGGGAACCAUCGGAGACUCCAUAGCCUUGGACUUGCUGCAGGACGAUCUGCUUCUGAAGGGCCGACAGAGGAUCCACUGGCUCAGCGCUGCAUUGGCCCAAGAUCUGGUCCCGAAGGCCUCCGAGAUCACAAUCCUGGAGCAGGCGGAGCAGCAGGGAUACGAGGAAGAGGAGCAUGAAGGCCUCACAGAGAAUGCGGAGGUCAUCGAGGAUGUGGAGGAUGCCGAGCCAGAAGAAGCAGAGAAUGCCACUGAAGAGCCAUUGCUUUCAGAACUUGCUGAAGAUUGCCCCGAAGAUGACCAGCAGGCCGCGCUCCCGCAGCAGAUGGAGGAGGGAGUGGCUGAUGCAGACUUCAGAGAUGAGGCGCUUCCUGCAUCUCCAAGCCAAGGCGAAGACGAGAAGCUCGGCGGGAGCGGGGCCAACACUCCCACUCCCAUCGCGGAUGAGAGCCCUUAUGAUGAGCAACUUUCGGACGCGAAGGCUCUGGAACACGUGGAACCUGCCCUUGUGCAAACUAUACACGCGGAGGAAGAGGUGGCGGAGAUCGCCAGCAGCCGGGAUAUUCCAAACGAUGGGUCAGACACAGCACAGACACGCGUUAUCCUUGCCAUUGUGCCCGAUCGCUGCAGCGAUUGGCAGGUGGGAAUGCUCAGAAAGCUGCUUGACAUGGUCGGUGGCCAGGUCGCGCGUGAAGCAUCGUCGCAAGAUCUAGUAGGCGGAGAGGAUGCGGCUGCGGCUCCUCGAGUUCUGAAGCUGCUUGCGCAUGACAAGGAAGAUCCGCAGCCUGAGUCGAAGGAGGACGGUGUUGAAACCCGCACCGUUCGGAUUCAAUCCGUACUCUCCGAAGGCCCAGGCGGAAGCAUGACGCUCGAAAUUCCGCGGGAAGCGAGUGUCGGAGAAGCCCGACAGCUCGUGACCACUCGCUGUGGCGGCGGAGCAGUGGGAGCUCACAUACGCAUGGUCCGCCGUUUCACAAAGACCUUGUUCCUACCACUUAGGGAUGAAGAGCUGCUCAGUGAUGUGCUUGGAGAGGAUGAGGAGUUACUUUUGUUGGGGGUGGACCUCGCUGGUGUGGAAACUGAGGAGUCCAGGUCGAAACCAGAAUCAGACACUGAAACCCCGGAAGGGCCCGAGCAACGCAAAGAAGCCACAGACGAAGCAGCCAGGUUUUUGAUCGCGGCCAUGGAGCUGAUGGAGGAUGCAGGCGUACAGGAACGUUUGAUGGGCCUGCCCAUGAGCUGUUCAACUGUGUUGGCUGAAUGGGAACCUCCCUGGCUUCAAGAUGGUGUUGAUGACUUGGACGCGGCAGCCCUCAGCAACUUUCCUCCAGACACUGUCCUGGCUUGGGCACAGAGCUUCUCGGACCUGAUCGAUACAAUGGCACGUAGGCUGCACACAGACGAGAGCGAUGAAGUUGAAGAAGUUGAAGACCUUGAUGAGGAGGUUCAAGAAGUUGAAGAGCUUGAAAAAGCUGAGGACCUUGAUGAAGAGGUUCUAGAAGUUGAGGAUGUUGAACAAGUUGAGGACCUUGAUGAGGAGGUUCUCGAAGUUGAAGAGGUUGAACAAGUUGAGGACCUUGAUGAGGAGGUUCUAGAAGUUGAAGAGCUUGAAGAAGUGAAAGACGUUGAAGUUGAAGAAGUUGAGCAGGUUGCAGAAGUCGCGGAGGUUCAGGAAGUGGAGGUGCUUGAGGAAGCAGGAGACAUGGAACAAGUCGCAGUGGCGGAGGACAUCCCAAAGGAGGCAUCAGAGGCGUCGCGCACUGAAGCUCUGGAGCCGCAUGAAAACUUCAAGGAUAGCAUCCAAAAGGUUUUAGAGGACAUCGCGGAGGCGAUGCCUGCUGAGCCGGAAAUGGAACCCGAGCAAGAGCCCGACGAGGACGAAGAAGUCGUCCUGGUUGUUGUCGAGUUGGAGCAUGCCACCACCGCGGAGCGGGUGGCCGUUGCCGUUCCGUCAUCCUGCAACCUGGGAGAGGUCAAGCUUGCAUUGGCCUCCACCUUGGGACUGCAACGAGCCGACAGCCUGCUCAUCACAUCGCCAGAGGGCGAUGUGACGUACUCCGAUCACGAGACUUUGGGAAGCAGGCGACGGCUCACUUUCCGAGGUCCAGAGGGACAGGAUGAUGAUGACGAGGUGAUCGACAUCAUCGGCUAA
Symbiodinium sp. CCMP2592 is the source of this 11118-nucleotide messenger RNA. NCBI's taxonomy places the organism in Eukaryota, Dinophyceae, Suessiales, Symbiodiniaceae. The record is from the annotation of a GenBank genome assembly.